CCUAAUUCCAUCAACAAGAACAUAUACACGCUCAACCUGAUCACGCUGGCAAAGAUGGCUCGACUCACAGAUCUCCCGACCGAGAUCAUACUUCACAUAAUCUCUUACCUACAGUCCUACGACGACAUUGCGGCGUUGGCUGCACAGUCUUCCCAUCUUUACGAGUCGUGUGAUAUGAGGGCCCGUGCAAGAUUCCGCCAGAUCUGCAUCACAAACAAUGCCAAGCAUCUUGAGAGCGCCUUCGCGGCCCUGAUCGACAUCUUGAAACAGCCGUAUCUAGGCCGCUAUGUGCGUCAUAUUGGGUACUGGGAGUCUGUGACGAAGAUCUACAAGGACCCAACCUUCUGCGAAUUCAAUACGUCAUCACCAGCUGAAGAACACAUGAGGAUGAUCCGAGCUGCGAUCUACAGAGCAGGAUUUCCAAGCAACCUGAUUGAACGCUUGGCCACGAUAGUCAAGUUGAUCUCCGGAAUCACCUCUCGCAGGGAGUAUCAUUCAACGAGUCAUCCAGCCAAUCAUCCCCUUCUCGCGCAGGUUUUGACAGCACUUGUAAUCUCUGUGGCACCGGAGGUAGAGUCUAUGGCCCUCUCCCAACCCUUUCUCAGCAAGAUUGCCGUACCUUGGCAUACAGACUCCAUCGACUGCAAGCGUAUGAAAUUCCCUUUGCAAUGGCUUCUGCACCAAAUCAACAACAAUGACGCGUUCCCGGGUGCCCCGGGGCCGAAGCUCCUGAGAAAGCUUUGGGACGUGUACUUGAUCAACGAGACGGAGGACGACACAUCCUGGAGAGAGGAUCGAGUCUUUUUCAAGACGGACCUCUUUGGCUUCAUAGAUCUUUUUCACCGUCUUCCAUCGAUUGAGUCGUUUGGCACGGAUGAGCUGAAAGCCAGCGUCGUUGGUAAGCACGGGCUCCCCUUUGCCUCUUCGACUAUCUCCCGUAUCCGGAUCGAGCACUCGUUGGCCGACAGCAUGAACUUGGCAAGAAUUAUAUGUCUAUGCAAGCAGCUUCGAGAGUUUCGAUGCCCCAUUGGGGGUAGAUCAAUCGGCGGCAACCUUGCCUAUAGGCUGACCUCAUUUCGAACUAUCUUCCAAGCGCUUCUGGUCCACCGUAAAACCUUGGAGGUUCUAGAUUUAGGCGUCGCAUACAUACCUUUCAAGUCAAAAACGGUAGAGCGAGUUCCUCUUGACCUCAGUGAGAAUCGCGAAAAGCGCGAACAAAUGCAAUCAAUCCGGAUUGCGAAUGAAAUGGCUUUGGCCGAUAGGUCAGUGCAGCUGCCGGACUGGAUUUGGGACCAGACCGGUUCGUUGGCCGACUUCUCCGCCUUGAAGCACUUGGAUCUGGAGCUUCAGUACCUGCUGUAUAUGACGAGGGGCGUAGGAACCGCGAGGGACGAUGAAUACCAGCUCGCUGAUCGGCUGCCGCCCCAGUUGGAGCAUCUCCUCAUCGGCGAAUAUGUGAGAAAUCAGAACGUGGAGUUUGACAAGCAGGUAGAUUCGUUGAAGUUAUUGAAAAGAGAGCAGCGUUCAGCAGCCUGA
Messenger RNA from Aspergillus uvarum CBS 121591, 1536 nucleotides. RefSeq lists its product as uncharacterized. Gene Ontology annotation, molecular function: protein binding. The transcript is spliced from 2 exons. The coding region runs from base 55 to 1536 and encodes 493 amino acids. Lineage: Eukaryota; Fungi; Ascomycota; Eurotiomycetes; Eurotiales; Aspergillaceae. The record is from RefSeq and is a predicted model, not a curated record.